Rhodamnia argentea is the source of this 1953-nucleotide messenger RNA. Its product is annotated as L-type lectin-domain containing receptor kinase IX.1-like. The transcript has a single exon. Gene Ontology annotation, biological process: protein phosphorylation. Lineage: Eukaryota; Viridiplantae; Streptophyta; Magnoliopsida; Myrtales; Myrtaceae. Bases 1 to 1953 code for a protein of 650 amino acids. The record is from RefSeq and is a predicted model, not a curated record. Gene Ontology annotation, molecular function: carbohydrate binding; ATP binding; protein kinase activity. Gene Ontology annotation, cellular component: plasma membrane.
AUGGCUCUCAAUUCGGGACGGAAGCGCUCGUUGCGCCAUUUCCUUCUCUUUUUGUCCUUCUAUGUGCCGCUUCGAUCGGGCUAUUCUCUUUCCUUCAACAUACAUCGGUUCGACCCGCAGGCCACGGACAUGGUCUAUGAAGGCGAUGCGAAGCCCAACGUCGGGACAAUCGACUUCACUAGCUCCACUUACUCGUGCCAUGUCGGCAGAGCAUUUUACGCCCAGAAGUUGAGGCUCUGGGACUCCGCCUCCAGGAGGCUCACUGACUUCUCCACUCGCUUCUCCUUCACCAUCGAUACGUGGAACCAGACGUCGUAUGGGGCCGGCUUGGCCUUCUUCCUUGCCCCGGUCGGCUUCCAAAUCCCGGUCAAUUCGGUUGGUGGCUUCUUAGGCCUGUUUAACACCACGAACAGCGACUACUCAUCGAACCAAAUCAUCGCGGUCGAGUUUGACACCUUCGCCAAUCCCGAAUGGGACCCUUCGUAUGAGCAUGUCGGGAUCAACAAAAACUCGAUCGCCUCAGCCGUGACUACCCCUUGGAACGUCAGCUUCCACAGCGGCCACACCGCCGACACGUGGAUUGUGUACAACUCCACGACCAAGAACUUGAGCGUUUCUUGGAGCUACCAGACUACACCGAACCCGCACGAAAGCACAAGUGUUUCGUAUCUGAUUGAUCUCACCACUGUCUUGCCCGAGGAGGUGAUGAUCGGUUUCUCAGCUGCGACUGGCUAUUACAUUGAAAGUCACCAAGUUGAAUCUUGGUCCUUCAGUUCAAACCUUGAAGUCAAUACAAAGCAAGGAAAUACAAAAAGGAUCAAGUUAGUUGUUGGCUUAGCAGUUCCACUGGGAGUCCUACUCUGCGGCACGGUGGCAAUAUCCGCAAUCCUCUGGAGGAGGAAGAGGAGGAGCGAGGGACCGGAGAUGGCAAACUUGACGUCCAUAAAUGACGAGCUUGAGAGAGGCGCAGGGCCACGGAGGUUUACAUACGCCGACCUCGUUUCCGCCACCAACAACUUCGCUGAGGAGAGAAAGCUGGGCCAGGGUGGGUUUGGGGCAGUGUACAGGGGAUAUCUGGUUGGCCUGGACGCAGCAGUGGCGGUGAAGCGGAUAUCGAGAGGUUCCAAACAGGGGAAGAGGGAGUUCAUCACCGAGGUGAAGGUGAUCACCAGCUUGAGACACAGAAAUUUGGUGCAACUGAUAGGUUGGUGCCACGAGGGGAAUGAGUUCCUCCUCGUCUACGAGUUCAUGCCGAACGGUAGUCUUGACAGGCACCUCUUCGGCAAGAAGAGCCCGAUAAGUUGGGCUGCCCGGUAUAAGAUUUCGGUCGGGCUCGCCUCAGCGCUGCUCUAUCUCCAUGAGGAGUGGGAGCAGUGCGUGGUGCAUCGGGACAUCAAGUCGAGCAACGUGAUGCUAGACUCGGGGUUCAACGUCAAGCUUGGAGACUUUGGGCUGGCCCGCCUCAUGGACCACGAGCUAGGGCCGCAGACGACCGGGCUAGCUGGCACGUUCGGGUACCUGGCCCCGGAGUAUGUGAGCACAGGGCGAGCAAGCAAGGAGUCCGAUGUGUAUAGCUUCGGGGUGGUCGCACUCGAGAUUGCUACGGGACGGAGGUCCGUUGAUCCGAUAGAGCCAACGCCAGAGAUGAGUUUGGUGGAGUGGGUGUGGGAUCUCUAUGGGAAAGGCCGGGUUGUUGUGGCUGUAGACGAGAGACUCCAAGCGGAUUUUGAUGGGAAACAAGUGGAGUGCUUGUUGCUCGUGGGCUUGUGGUGUGCUCAUCCCGAUCGGGGCUUGAGGCCUUCCAUACGGCAAGCGCUUCAGGUCCUCAAUUUCGAGGCUACGGUGCCAGUGCUCUCUAAUAAGAUGCCGAUCGCAGUGUACCAUGCCCAGUUGUCGCCGUCCGUCAGCUCCGGCGAGCCUUUCAUCACCAAUAGUUUCGAAGAAGGUCGUUGA